Psylliodes chrysocephalus is the source of this 465-nucleotide messenger RNA. The record is from the annotation of a GenBank genome assembly. Lineage: Eukaryota; Metazoa; Arthropoda; Insecta; Coleoptera; Chrysomelidae.
AUGGAGCAAAAUCCACCAUUAAAAGACUCUGGUCACUUAAAGCGCAACAUCAAUGAAAUUCUUUCACCAGACACGUAUAUACUUGACAAGGAAAACAGCAUCUUCACCCUUCCUAAGACAAAACCUAAAUCUAAAAAAUCGAAGUCCAACUCUUCACCUCCAACAGUUGUUUCCAAUCUACAUCGACUGGAUUCAGCCAAAGACUUUACCAAUAACCACUCUCCUCCUUUUAUACUUAAUUAUGACCAACUUCAGUUACUUUUAACUAAUGAAACUGGUUCUUCAGAUCCUAUCAACGUUGUCCAAGAAUAUACUUCAGAUAUGAUAACCGUGACACACAUGUUAUCAAAAAUCUACCCCCAUAUAAAAGAUCCAUCCCUGAAGAGAAAAUUCACAACUUUGAAAAAAUCUUUGCCUAUCUUAGCAAUGACGUCUCGGAAUCAGAUAGUGACACAUCACAUUUAA